AUGUACAAACCACAUGUUCAUCCAAAUUCGAAGGGCUUCGCAGGGGAGACUCACCCAAACGAUUGGAAUGAACGCAUCUCAUGCGCCAUGAUCGCCUACCGCGCCACCGAAAAUUCUUCAACCGGAUACACCCCAUUGUUUGUGCUCACCGGGCCCCAUUUUCGAUUACAAGAAGACUCACGUAUGCCAGCUAUUAUGCCCACAGAAUACACCCGGGAACUUCUCCGGUUUACCUAUAACAUCGCACGCGAACGCUCAAAUGCUGAGGCCGAGAGACAAAAGAACUAUUUCGAUAGACAGGUCAACGGCAUUCCCUAUCAAUUGGAUGAUUUAUUAUGGCGUUACCAGCCGAUUCGACGCUUGAGUACUUCAGCCAAGUUCUACUGUCCUUGGGAAGGCUCAUAUGCUGUCCUGGACGUCCAACACCCCACCACCUAUGACCUUCGCAACGAAUCCUUGCAAGAGAGCCCACCAUUCACCACUAUCUAUAAGCACAGCCACGGACUUGACACUCCCUAUCAUCCCCCAAACUUAGUAGCCCUACACACUCGAGAGGAAAGAAUAGAAACCCGCGGACAGGGCUCGUGCUGGAAAAAGCAGUAUGUAAAGGCGUCAGUUCUGAAUCUGGUGUGUAUGACUAAGCAGGGAGCUCCAUAA
Messenger RNA from Dibothriocephalus latus, 657 nucleotides. NCBI's taxonomy places the organism in Eukaryota, Metazoa, Platyhelminthes, Cestoda, Diphyllobothriidea, Diphyllobothriidae. The record is from the annotation of a GenBank genome assembly.